This is a messenger RNA of Dermacentor silvarum, 3424 nucleotides long. RefSeq names its product protein O-linked-mannose beta-1,2-N-acetylglucosaminyltransferase 1. The transcript is spliced from 25 exons. Gene Ontology annotation, cellular component: Golgi membrane. Bases 802 to 2751 code for a protein of 649 amino acids. Gene Ontology annotation, molecular function: beta-1,3-galactosyl-O-glycosyl-glycoprotein beta-1,3-N-acetylglucosaminyltransferase activity. The record is from RefSeq and is a predicted model, not a curated record. Gene Ontology annotation, biological process: protein O-linked glycosylation via N-acetylgalactosamine. NCBI's taxonomy places the organism in Eukaryota, Metazoa, Arthropoda, Arachnida, Ixodida, Ixodidae.
CGCCGUUGUUCCUCAGUGGGUGCCGGCUGCUCGUCGACGGCGAGCGUGCCCCGCGCUCCGUGAACGCUCGCUAGGCCUAACCCCCUGCGCCGCCAGCUUUCGCCGCACUUUCGCCGCGCCGUUGCGCGCGAUUUGCAUCGUCUUCCCGUGGCUGUGAACGUGUGGGUGUCCCCUCCCGACGCUCGUGCAGACGUCGGCGUCAGCAGCGCGAGCGCCCGGACGCCUCGCUCUAGAGUGGGUGCGCGUUUUGAGUGUUUUUGCUCCGCGCGUGUGGUGUUGUGUUGUGUGUGCUCUUCGGCGGCUCGGACGACUUCGGGCCCGCCGCACCGGCGCCUCGUCGACGGCGUGCCCGCCACUUCGAAAGUCGAGUUGCCCGUUAAAGCACGAGGUUUUCACCCCUCUACCAAUUUGGCAACUUGUCUCGAGCCGCCGCAAGUGGUCGUUGUUACAACCGCCACAAGACGAGGCUCAUUUCAACGCUCACCCUGAGUGACGGAGGGAGGCCUCUCCCGUCGAUGUUCAACGGCCCCUGACUUGUGCCCGUGGAUUCCAUCCGGUUACUUCUUGCGACAAAAAAAAAAUCUGCACCUCGGGACUGAGGCCGAGCGACCAGCAGGAAACUGUGGGUGACGACGGCGGCGCCUCGAGAUUCGCCCCUCGGAUGGCGCGCGUGGGCCCGAGGGUAGCAGCACGGCCGCCGAGCGGAGGGUGCCGGCGCCGCCCCGCCGGGCCGCGGGUCGCCGCCGCCGCGACUGCUGCGGCCUGAGCGGCGGCCGAGCGUCGUCCGCCAGCCGCACCACCAUGGCCGCGGCCCAGUCCUCGUCGGCCGGCCCGGGCCCCGGCGGCACGGGACUCGCCGGGGCCACGCUGCUGCGAGCCGGCAUCUACGUGAGACACGUGCGACACAGGCGGUUCCUCGCCAGGACCUGCCAGUACCUGUUGCUGGCAAUUCUUUCUGUCACCGUGGUGAUCAACGUGAUGUUCAUCAUGGACACAAGCCGAAAGCUCCAAGAGGACUCGCCAUCCCAGGAAGGCCGGCACAAUACUCUGCGUCUACAAGAAAGCCUGCCAAAGACACUCACAAUUGAAGUGGUCUCGAGCCAAUCCAAGGUGUCCGUCACUGUCGAUGGAACCACGAUCCUGGAUGACUCGGAAGACAACAAAGGUCGUGGCAUCCAUGUCCUUGUUCUCAAUCAGGCGACGGGAAGUGUCAUGGCACAACGAAUGUUUGACACAUAUUCACCUCAUGAAGAUGAAGCAAUGGCCCUCUUUCUCAACAUGGUCUCUGAUGGACGGGUGCUCAUCUUUAGCAUCAAGGAUGAAGGUACCUUCCAAAUGAAGCAGCCAGCAAGGGACCUGCUGAAACGACUGGGAAGCAAGAAGUCACACGUCAUCAGCUGGAGGGACAUGUGGGGGAUGGUAACCCAGAAAGGAGGAAAGAUGUAUGGCGAGACGUACAGCAAGAGCCCCGAGUUCAACAGCUGGGGCGCUCCAGUUCUGCUCAAAGUCGAGGUUCCUCUGGUCCCCGUCGAAGAGAGUGAGUGUGACUGGCCCGAUAAUGAGGAAAACCAUCGUCGCCGGGCCUUCUGCAACCACAUCGAGGGCUACGGCAGUGUUUGCAGUUGCGCUGACCCGGCCCCACUGACGUUCUCACCAGAACCUGUCCCCAACAACAGGGUAAAGGACGUGCCAGUGGCCAUUGUUGCCAGUAAUAGGCCUCACUACUUGUACAGGAUGCUUCGGUCACUGCUGUCAGCUCAUGGGGUGAAUCCCAGAAUGAUCACAGUAUUUAUUGAUGGGUACUUUGAGGAACCACUGGAAGUCACGAAGCUGUUCAACAUUAGGGGAAUACAGCACACGCCAAUAGGCAUGAAGAAUGCUCGGAUAUCUCAACAUUACAAGGCUAGUCUCACUGCAACCUUCAACCUCUUUCCCGAUGCUCAGUAUGCCAUUGUAAUAGAAGAGGAUCUGGAUGUUUCGCCAGACUUCUUCAGCUACUUUAGUCAAACACUGAGGCUGCUAGAAGAGGACGACUCCAUUUACUGCAUUUCUGCUUGGAAUGACCAGGGUUACGAGCACACAAGUGAGGACCCGGCACAGCUGUACAGAGUGGAGACUAUGCCUGGUCUUGGAUGGAUCCUCAAGCGUAGCCUGUACAAGGAAGAACUGGAGCCAAGGUGGCCUACUCCUGAAAAGCUCUGGGACUGGGACAUGUGGAUGCGCCUGCCAGACGUUCGUAAAGGCCGUGAAUGCAUUGUGCCAGACGUCUCACGGACCUACCACUUUGGAUCAUCAGGGCUGAACAUGAACUCCUACUUCCAAGACGUCUACUUCAAGAAGCACGCCUUCAACACCCAGCCUGCUGUUCAGCUAAAGGAGAUCGACAGUGUCAAGAAGGAAAACUAUGAGCAGGUCAUCCACGACCUGCUGAGACGAGCCAUUGUGUUAGACCACAGUAAAAGUCCCUGCGAAGAGAAUUUCAUCCCCGACACAAAGGGGGAGGUCUACGUCAUGUUCUUCAAGAUGAAUGGCCUCAGAGAUUUCUCAACGUGGCUUCAAAUUGCCAAGUGCUUCAAAAUAUGGGACCUUGACCCAAGGGGAUACCACAAGAGUAUGUGGCGCCUAUUUAUGAAGGGGAACCAUUUGCUUGUUGUUGGCGUGCCAAACUCUACCUACUCGUCUUUCAAGCCAGCCAAAGUGACUCCCAUAUACCUUGAGGGACAGAAAAUAGACAAGGACCGGCUGCGAUAGUGUCCACAGGUGGCAGACCCUGCUUCCACUUUUGUGAAGUGCACUGAACUUUCGCCAAGGAGUGCGAAGACAUCGUUUCAUUCAUGUGUGUGCGUGUAUGUGUCAUUGCAGUGUGUGUGUGUGCAUCUGUGUUAUAUAGUCAGUGUCUGCAACUACUACUCACCGGUGCCGAUGACCCAAGCGAGGAAGUUGUGACCAGUGACCAUGCGAGACCCUACUGCCACGAACUAUGCCGCCGAAGUGACUGUAAUGUUGGCCAAAAGGGCUUAGGGCACAGCCCGACCGUGAGGACCGUGCGCGAGAAGUCACGAUAUCACACUUGUAAUAUAGGCCUGUACAUUUCUUAGGUUUGUUCUGUAGGACGCGAGUAUCUUGCCUAGGCGAGUCACCGAAGGAGACUUGUGUUGCAUGUGUAGCUUUUACCUUGUCAAACGUGUGCCACUUGAGUGAAGUUCUGUGGCCACAUCAGGUUGUAUAGUACUUAAGUAAAGAAGUGAAUGCAAAAACUCGCAUUUGUAAAUGCAGUCGUUAGAUCCAAGGUCUGCGCAGGAGAUCUGCUAAUGCAUUGCUAGCCGUACUUCACAAACUGGCCAUGGAAUUCAACAUCUGACCAGUAAAACUCAGGAUUAUAAUGGCACAUUUUUGUGAAAUACAAAGACUUAUCGUUACACGA